Molecule: messenger RNA, 6390 nt
Organism: Heterocephalus glaber (naked mole-rat)
Lineage: Eukaryota; Metazoa; Chordata; Mammalia; Rodentia; Bathyergidae
Gene: Mc1r
Product: melanocortin 1 receptor
Biological process (GO): G protein-coupled receptor signaling pathway
Cellular component (GO): membrane
Molecular function (GO): melanocyte-stimulating hormone receptor activity
Source: RefSeq, a predicted model, not a curated record
AGCUGCUGCUGGAGGGUGUAGGGGCUCAAGCGUGGAGCAGAGGUGCUUCCCGAGCAAUGGUGAUGUGAUGUCUGGAGCCGCAGCUGCCAUGUGUAACCAGGAGACAAUGAACUCUACAGUGAAGAGCCAGUGUUCUAGGGACAGUGAUCCAGGGAUGCACCCAGGCCCUGGGGACACUGCUUGUUCCCAGGCCUGUCCCUGAUGGGGUGUGAAGUCAGCAGUGCUCGAUCAGGACUGCUUCGGUUGAAGCAGUUUUGUGCAAACAUUGAUGAAUGAAGACAGCCAGGUUACCUUCCUCUAAUCCUAGCCACAGUAAGGCUUGGUCUGCCAGGCCCAGGGCUGCAGUGAGUCCUGGCUCCUCCUGGCACUGUCAGCCUCAACAGAGGCUCCAUGCUGCUCCAUUGCACCGUUUCCCACCGAGCCAGGAGCGUGGGGAUUUGGAGACCUGACUGGCACCCACAGACAGGGAGCUCCAACCAAGGCUUCAUGCCCCAGCCUCCUGAGGUACCUCGACCUGCACAGCGUAGGGUCCAAAGCCGGGAUGAAGAAAGAUGACUAUGACCGAGGUUACUCUUAGCUGGGACCAGGCGGAACCAUAGCUUGUCGGGAGCUAAUGGCCGCCUGGAGCACCACGUGUUCUUUAUUUAUAGUGGAAGGCAAACAGGAAGAGAAGGCGGGGCAAAUAGUGCUACGUGCCCUCUGUGGCCUAGGUGGAACAUAGUGGGCAUGGGGAGGAAGGGAAUGGCAGGAUACGGGUAACUCUCCCAGGGUUGUGCCCUCAGGGGUCUACAAUAUGAGUGAAAGGAAGCAGGGAAGAGACGAAGGGCCAUCCUCUGGCUCGGCCCACGGCACUGAGGAGAGGAGCUUGGGCUUGUGGCUGUUUGAGGUCACUGGGGCCUUCAUAAGGGAAGCAGAGCCAGGGGCCAGCCAGGCCCUGCUCCUCAGGCAGGGACUCACCCUGGUACAAGUGCACCCAUCCCUGCCACAAGCCAGGGUGCAGUCACUCACCAGGAUAACUCCCUUACAGCACUGUGUUGUGUGUGCCACGGGCCAAGGAAGGGGCAUGUGCCGUGUGCCCUUCGUCUCCAGUAGGAGAUAAACUGAGCUCCCCUCAGCCCCAGGGCAUCCGGUUCAUAUGAUCACAUAAUCCCAGGCCUGAUUUGUUACCUCCCUGUUUCCUCAGGACCAAAUCAGAACAGACUUUUCACAGGAACCGCCCACAGGUGCACCCAGUGUGACCCACACGGGGGUCUCAGGCAGGGGCGCCCCCUUUCCGGUGUGAGAGCUGGGUUGCAGGAGGAAGGAUGUGUGGUUACCCUGCCAGAGGCCUCGGUGCUCGUGCCUUUUGAAGUCCAGCUAGGGAGGGGCCGGUUGACCACAGCCAUCUCAAAGGCCUCUUUGAUGGAGCUGGCACUGAUCCCUGCAGUGGCCCUGCCUCCUUGUCACGCCUGCCCUUCGGUCCCCUGGGGAGCUCCUCUAGAGCACCGUGAGGGUAACCCUUUGGGACCAGACUAGGGAGGAGGGUGUGCAGCACCAGCCUCCACACUGGCCCCUGUCUUCCUCAGUGAGUUGCAAGAGGGCACGGAAGGGCUGCUCCACUCAUGGAAGGGGGUUUGACCACAUCUGCUAAGCUGGAGAGAACCUUUGUGCCAUACAGUUCCACAGCCAACUGUCACCCAGCAGCUUAUGUGACCAGAGGGGGGUGCCAGCCCAUCCAGCAGGAGUGGCCUGAAGCCAGGCAGAGCCCUGCAUCCUCUGUCCAUGCCAUGAACACUGAGCACCACAGGGUGGGGGGUGGCCUUUAAUCAACUGCAGCAGUGGCAAUGAGCUCAGUGUGAGCAGUGUGCAGCUAGAAUGUUCCACUCAGGUGACAUCCAUGGGAGGCAAGCUGAGUGGGGCCUCAGAGGCCAGGCUGCUGCUCUUGGGCAGGCUUGGUAGCUGUGCUCUGGGCUGUGUUGGGCAGGGGAACUGUCCUGCAAUCUGUCAUCUGGGAAAGCUUUGCAAGUCUCAGUGCAGAAGCAAGGAGCAAUCGAUAUUUCUCAGUGGCUGCUGCACGUGCUCUUGGGUGGUCGUGGUGUGAAUGGUCAGGGUAUCGCAGAAACUGGCUGGCACUUGAGUCGGGGAGAGCGAGAACUUGUUUUUUGUUUCUUUGGGGGAGAAGGGUGGUACUGGGAUUGAACCCAGAGCCUUCACCCUGAGCUACAGCCUCAGCCCUGUUUUUAUUUUUUAUUUUGGGACAGGGUCUGUAAAUCACUAAGUUGCCCCAUCUAUGCUAGAACUUGCAGUACUCUUGCCUCAGCCUCCCAGAGUGCUGGGAUUAAAGGUAUGUAGCACAUGGUGGCUCAGAAUGGAUUUUAACAUCAAUAGCACAGGCACAAACACUUUGAAAACACUGACGACUCCUUCAAGCCUGGCUUACUGUCGUCCUCUGCUUUGAUGUACCCACCUGUGAGUAGGAAGCACCACCCCCUCCAUCGGGAGGACACUUGCUGUCCCAGACACAGCUCCUGUGAGAAAGUGCUCGUGUUGCUUCUCCCAACUGCUGACCACUGACCGCGGAGAUGGCGGCGAGAGCUCUGCCUGCUGAGUUCCUGGCUUCAGGGCCUGGGUGUUCUCCCUCCACAGGAAAUGGGGCACCGCUGGGGAGGGGCAGGCAGCUGCAUCCCAGUGCCCCGUGAUAAGCAAGAGCAUGAUGGGACUGAAGGGUCCUGCGGGACGUUACUGGGAUGCCCUCUGGCCAUCGGCUCCCAGGAAGUGGCGGCACCCUGGCCAGCACAAAGGAAGGGGUUGCUGCUUGCCUGGCAGGGCUGGGGCGCAGAGGCUCUGUAGGGCUGCACCAGGGCAGCCGCUCCAGAGCCCGCCCAUCCCUGCUGAGAGGUGGUGGAGCCUGUCAACUUCGGCCCUGGCUGGGUCUCCUGCAGUGUCCACUGUGAGAUUUCAAUUAUUAUUAUCAUUUUUUUUUUUUUUGGUACCGGGGAUCAAAUUCAGGGACCUUGUGCUUCGGAGGCGGUGCUGGAACCACUGAGCUAAAUCCCCGGCCCUUCAAUUAUGUUUAGAAUUUCUUCCUGGCCCAGCCUCCAAGUCUACCUUCAAGUUCAGCAGCUCUGUUGCCAUGGUACACGUUGCCCAGGCUGGAAGUGAACAGUGCUGCCUACUAACCUUGAGCCUAAAGGAAGGAACAGUGGGAUGGUGCUGGGGCCUGGGCAGGCCAAUCAGAGCAGUGUGGGGAGGGAGGAGUGAGGAGCCAGGGCAGGUGCUGUGGAGGUCCGGUCAGUCUGCAGAGGCUUUGAAUGUGAAGAGGAGGUGCAGGAGCAGCUGUGGGCCCAGGGGCCUGUGGGCCACACCGAGUGCCGCCCAUGCCCCCUGCAGCAGGCAGGAGUGCUUGGGAGCAUGAGCAGCACCCCCAUACACACGUCCCACCCACGCCCAUCAUGUGGUCGCCUGCAGUAGGCGAGGCCUCGGGAUGACUUUAAAGAUGCAGAGAAAGGCUCCAUUCUUCCCAGACCCUCAGCCCAGCCCUGGCCCAGCAAGGCAGGGACGGAGUCACUCAGAAAUGUGUCUGGUCCUGAGGGGCCUCCUGGGAAGAGGUGGGGAGGGUGGCCAAGAACCAAGUUCAUGCCCUUUGGGCGUGAGGUUGUGAAUGAGAAUCUGUGACCAGAGGGCCUCUGCAGAGCUCAGGGGCCUGGCCAGGGAGUGUCAGACCUGUCUGGGCCAUGCCUGGGCCAACCUUUGUCCUGCCAUGCAGAGGGUGAGUGACAGCCACUCUGGAGCCCCCAGAUGGAUGGAGGCAGGUGUGCAAGACACCAUGAGCUGAGUGGGAUGCCUGGAGUGAUGCUAGCUGGAAUUUAGGACUCUGCUUGCCCCUUCCUGUGCUGGGACAGGACUAUGCCCAUACAAGAGCCCCUGAGGAGGAUGCUGGGCUCCCUCAAUGCUACCCCCUCAGCCACCCCACUCCUCAGGUUGCCUGGCAACCACACGGGACCUGGGUGCCUGCACGUGUCCAUCCCUGAUGGGCUCUUCCUUGGCCUGGGGCUGGUCAGGUUGGUGGAGAAUGUGCUGGUGGUGGUCGCCAUCGUUAAGAACUGUAACCUGCACUCCCCCAUGUACUGCUUCAUCUGCUGCCUGGCCCUGUCCGACCUGCUGGUGAGCUCCAGCAUCGUGCUAGAGACAGCUAUCAUCCUGCUACUGGAGGCAGGUACCCUGGUGACCUGGGCCACUGUAGUGCCACAGCUGGACAACUUAAUUGAUGUGCUCAUCUGCAGCUCUAUGAUGUCCAGCCUCUGCUUUCUUGGCGCCAUUGCUGUGGACCGCUACAUCUCCAUCUUCUACACACUGCGUUAUCACAGCAUUGUGACACUGUCUCGGUCCCAGCGGGCCAUCGCAGCCAUCUGGGUGGCCAGUGUCCUCUCCAGCACCCUCUUUAUUACCUACUACAAGCACACUGCUGUGCUGCUGUGCCUGGUCAUCUUCUUCCUCGCCAUGCUGGCUCUCAUGGCGAUUCUGUACGUGCACAUGCUCACCCGAGCCUGGCAGCAUGCCUGGGGCAUCGCCCAGCUCCACAAGAGGCAGCACCCAGUCCUUCAGGGCUUCUGCCUCAAGGGGGCUGCCACCCUGACCAUCCUCCUGGGGAUUUUCUUCCUGUGCUGGGGCCCCUUCUUCCUGCAUCUCACUCUUGUCAUCCUCUGCCCCCAACACCCUGCCUGCAGCUGCGUCUUCCAGAACUUCAAUCUCUUUCUGGUGCUCAUCAUGUGCAACUCCAUCGUGGACCCCCUCAUCUAUGCCUUCCGCAGCCCAGAGCUCUGCAGGACACUCAAGGAGGUGCUGGUGUGCUGCUCCCCCUGAGCGGAGGGCAAUCUCCAUCUCAGGCCAGGGUGCUGAACAGAGGGAGAUGGUAAUAUUUGGUCACGGUGUCCUGUCCUUCCUGGUGGAUAGGACAAUCUCAAAAGGUCUGGGACUACAGAGAGGGUGAGUGUGGCCCGGCAGGCAAGAGCUUUACAGUAGCAAUCGUAGGGAAGGGAGGAAGCGGGGCUGGUUGGGGCUUGGGUGCCAGACACCUGGGCAGAGCCUAGGCUCCUGGGGAGACCUUCCUCCUGGAGAGCUCCUGCUCCACCCUAGGAGGAGGCAACACUCACCACCCCCUCAGGAUUUUGGCUUCUUUCUGUGUGUGUGAGAGAGCUAGGGAUUGAAACCAGUGCUUUUGCACUGAUCUAUGUCUUCAGCCCUUUAUUUUUUACUUUUUUGAGAGAGGGUCUUGCUAAGUCACUAAAUUUCCCAGGCUGGGCUCAAACUUUUUUUAUCCUCCUCCCUCAGCCUUCCAGAGAGCUAGGAUUACAGGUAUGCCCCACCAAACCCAGCUCCCCGCCCAGAGUUUGCCGCCAACUCUUGGGGCUGUGACAAGCCCUCCGGACAAGAAGUCUGAGUUGGAAGAGCUGUAAGAGUCGAGGGGAAGGAGGACUGCUCCUUCGAGGGACCUGACCAGGAAGAUCCAGCCACAGCCCGGCAGCGGAUGCCACUUCUGCAGAGGGACAGGAUUCACAGGAUACCUGCUUUGCACAGAGGAGCUGCUCUGACCCUUCCAGAGGGCAGACAGCUAGAGAUCCUGUCCUGUGCUGCAUCAGCAGAAGCUGUAGAGGCUGGCUGCCACAGAGACUGCAGGCCCAUCUGGGACAGGGGCCUGGGGCACCGGGGCCAGGAAGGUUGGUAAUAAAUGUGCUCCUGGCAGUCACCUCACCAUCCUCCCGGCUCCUUCCAGAAGUUGACUGAGGUAUGGGUGAGAGGAAGACAGGAUGGAAAUCAGGAUGGGAGAAAAGGUCCUGCAAGCCGUGGCCCACGUGCCCAGGUGAGGAAGUCACAGUACCAAAGGACCCCGGGCUCUGGGCAGAGUAUAGAGACCCCCACUCAGGCACCAGGGUUGAACUGUACCGUCUGGUGCUGGGGACAGGCAUCCGGCCCUUCCUGUGCCCAACCCCAGCCUCUCUCUGCAGAGCCCACCUCAGUUUCCUCCACAGAUGCUGAGCACUCAGCCAACCUCUGCCCUGGGGCAGGCUCAGCAGAGGCUAAGAUGGUGCUGUCUCUAGUAGGAAGCUUUUUUGCCAGCCCCCACCCAAGCUGUGCUGUCAGCCACAGCCCCGACUGUCGGCCUCAGGGCUGGGAGCUGCUUCCCGGAAAGGCUAGGGAGACAGAGCAGUGAGUCAGCCUUCAGCCUGGCACCGGAGCUCUGGGGACGAGGAGCGGGCUUGGCCCAAUGCCACUAAGGCAGGGAGGCGGCCCAGGCCUACGGAUGCUUCCAAGCCUCUACCCUUGCUCAGACAAGGAGGCACAGCCAAAUGCGCACUCCCGACUCCUUGAACAGGGACAGCUGGAAGCCCAGCAAGGAAAGCCACCUCGCCA